CGCGCACGGAGAAGCAUGGAGAAGCUUCGGGUACAAGUUCGCUGUUAGAUUCAAGCCGGGGAAUUCAGUCGAGACUCUCAAGUUGAAGUGGCGAGUUUUUCAAGUGUCCUCCUGAUGCUCUUCGAUGGCACUGAUCGACGCGAUCGUCCCAUCUCUGCGGAAGGUCCACUUGAUUCGUCGUUUCCUGAUCAGCCGGAUGGAGUCGCCAGUAAUUGAUUACUAAUUGGUGCAACCUUCACUUCAUUCGAUUCCAUUCUACAAUCAUGGCCGCACUGAUGCGUGAAAUGUAACGCCAAGCGCAGCUCAUGGCGCUGCCGCGCGUCGAGAACACUGUCGUUCUCCAUCUCAUCUUCGUAGUCGCUUUGGGUUUCGCCCUUUUCGCCUGCCGCGUUCUGAUAGAGCCAACGAAAGCAUGGGUUCCGUGCAGCGAUCCCACAAUAAGUUUCCCUUUCAAACCCGAAACUAUUUCUACAACUCAUAUCAUCGCUUACAUCUGCCUCUUCCCUCCGCUAGUUAUUCUGAUCAUCGAGUUCCUGAGGUGGCGACUCGAUGAAACGGAUUGGUUCCCGGUGGGAGCGUGCACCCUCUUCGGAUUGCGCGUUCCCAAACUGGUCCAAUGUUUAUAUCUGAGCAUUGGGAACUUUCUUUAUGGCUCCGCGCUGACGAUGAUUACCGUAGAAUUCGGCAAGAAGACCGUCGGACGUCUGCGACCUCAUUUUUUCGAAGCUUGUAAAGCCACGAACCUGCAAGAAAUUUGCGAUCCCAGCAGACUGAAUCAGUUCGUCUAUGACGUCAAGUGCUCCAACCUGAAAAAUGAGAUCACGGCUAGAGAGUCCUUCCCGUCGGCACAUUCCGCUGCCACUUUCUAUAUCGCGGUUUUCCUUCUGUUCUACCUACAAAGUCGGAUGUCAUGGCCCUCGAAUCUUCUUCCGAUUCUUCGACCCACGGUCCAGAUGAUCUUCGUUCAGAUCGCAUUCGUCGUAGGUCUGACGCGAGUGCGAGAUCAUUAUCACCACUACUCCGAUGUCGCGGUCGGAGCUCUCAUCGGGACAAUUUGCGCCAUCAUCACAGUCUUCUACAUGUCCCCACUUAUGGGCAGCUGCUCAACCUGCCGGACCAGAACGAGGAGCAGAGUUUUGGGAUCUGCCACUGCCGCUGCCAGCGAUCAGUCUUCAGUAUCGAGUGAAGCCCCUUCGUCCCACGCCGCGUCGAAGAAAGAGCCACACUCGGAAAUGUCUUUUGAAGCGAGACACUCGACGGGGUUGGACGUCAGGACUCUAAGACUCCCUUCCCGUCUCGGAAUGGAUCCGGGAGGGAGGAAAGAUAUUUCAAAUGCUUGUUGAAGCAUCCUCACAGGAAGAAAUCAGCCAGGAAAGCUGCCGACUGCGCCGUCGGUGUCCUCUUAGUCGUACGAGACCAGCUUAAGUAACGUGUUGGAGUGCCGUGCCCUGCAGCCUUUGAAUAAAAACUACAAAA
Messenger RNA from Galendromus occidentalis (western predatory mite), 1476 nucleotides. RefSeq names its product phospholipid phosphatase 2. Gene Ontology annotation, cellular component: plasma membrane. NCBI's taxonomy places the organism in Eukaryota, Metazoa, Arthropoda, Arachnida, Mesostigmata, Phytoseiidae. The transcript has 9 exons. Gene Ontology annotation, biological process: phospholipid dephosphorylation; phospholipid metabolic process; signal transduction. The record is from RefSeq and is a predicted model, not a curated record. Gene Ontology annotation, molecular function: phosphatidate phosphatase activity. The coding region runs from base 306 to 1343 and encodes 345 amino acids.